Molecule: messenger RNA, 726 nt
Organism: Cyprinodon tularosa
Lineage: Eukaryota; Metazoa; Chordata; Actinopteri; Cyprinodontiformes; Cyprinodontidae
Exons: 7
Coding region: 1-726 (241 amino acids)
Source: RefSeq, a predicted model, not a curated record
AUGAAUCACCAAGAGCUAGUAGUUAUAGACCAUAUGGGGAACGAAACAAUGUAUGACAGAAAGCUUCUCCGUAACUGGAGAAACUUCCUAAAAGCAAAAGGUGCUGGCCGGAGAAGCUGGAGUGUCCGCCAUAUGCCGCAUAUGCUGCAGAAGGACUCCAGCAGUUGUGGGGUCUUGGUUUUGAAGUUUGCAGAAACAUAUGUUCAAAUGGGAGGGCUGCAGGCAGUGCAAACAGGACCCAAAGACAUAUCCCAAGCCAGACUGCACAUCGCUACCACACUGUAUCAACAUCGAGACAAGGUGGAAGAGUACUGUGUGGAAUGCAAUAUGCUUCACUGUAAUGCUUCAGAGAACAUCAUUGACAUGAUACAGUGUGACUGCUGCUCAAGGUGGACACACAAAGAAUGUGCCACAGACAUGGGUGACAUGUUCAUAUAUAUAGCCAUCAGUUUGUCAUACGCGUAUGACGAUCUGACAACGCAUGGCUAUCUGACAGAACAGCGGCCAUGGUCAACCCUGGCCCCCCAUCUAGCUCCGCCCCUACCUAGAUGUGACGUCAAGGCUGAUCCUGAAGAGUGCGUGGCAGUCUGUGGGCGCGCGCCCUCGGGGUUUCGGGCUGAACCAGCAGAGGAAAAUAUCUGGACGAUAAAGAAGUUUAAGAUGUCUGUCCGCGCUGGCCUGCUGGGCCGUGUCUCUUUCUGCAAGCUGCUCAGAAAGGAGGAAUAA